AUGCCAAUGCCCUCGGCAGCCCCGUCAGCGGGCACUUCCAGCAGCAGCAGCAGCAGCAGCAGCAGCAGCAGCAGCCGUUGCCGCCCCAGCAGCCGCUGCAGCAGGCGUGGCAGCAGCAGUCCUGGCACUACGGCGGCGGCGGCGGCGGCGGCGGCGGCUGCAUGGGCGCCGGGCCCUCGCAGGACCCAUAUGGUGGCACCGGGCCCUCGCAGGACCCAUAUGGUGGCAAGGGCGGGCUCUGCAACCAGCCUUACGACCAGCCUCCCGCCCAGUCCUAUGAAUACGACCAGCCCAGUGGGCCAUUCGGCCCCGGGUGUCAGGGCAGACCCUUCAGGCACGACGGUGCAGGCCACAUGGGCGGGAAUCAGAUUCACACUGGCCGCGGGGACGAGUCCGACAGUGGUUGGCAGUCAGGCAAAGGCCACAAGGGCUUCGAUCGCUGGAAUGGGCCCGGCUCGGGGUACCACAAGGGCGGGCCGUCUGGCAAGGGCCGCGAGGCAUUUGAUGGGCCAGCGCCGCCAAGCGAUCCGGCGGCGGACUUCUACCAGGACUCGCCCGCGCCGCGGCCGCGGGGCCACAGCGGCGGCGCACCGUGCGGAGGCGCGGCGGGCUACAAGGGGCCCGGGCCUCGGCCCCACAAGGGCGACGGCGGCAGGGAGGACGGCGGCAAGGACGGCAGGGGCGGCCACAGCUGCGGCAAGGGCCCCAAGGGCGGCUUCUGCGGUGGGCCGCCGCAGGGCGGCAGCCCGCUGGGCCACCGCGUCGCGGGCAUCAUCGCCCUGCGGGGGCACCCGCCCCACCAGCGGGCCUGCCUGGUGGAGUUCGAGGACGGCCGCCUGGGCUUCCCCGAGGGCUUCGUCCGAGAGGGCGACGGGUCCAUCCUCGAGGCGGCGCUGCGGCAGUGGCGGGACCAGUCCGGCCUCCACAACGGCUUCCUCUGGCGCAGGCAGGCCGAGGACAUGUGCAUCGUCGACGGGCAUCGGGACUGGCGCGCCGGCGGACCUCAUCGCCGAGUGGCCGGCCUCCGCGCACGACACCACCGACGAGGAGUUCUGGCCGGUGCACAGCCGCAGCAGCGGCAAGGGCUGCGGGCGUCCGCGGCCCGUGCGGGCGCAUUGGAUGCCCUGCGAGCAGGCGUUCACGCACUCCGGGCUGACCCCCGACCGCAAGGAGCUGCUGCGAUACGCGCAGAAGCGGCUCCACGGCGUCCCUGGCAGGGAUGAGCACGACAGGGACCAGGUCAAGGGCCAAGGCUGUGGCAAAGGCGGCUAUGGGUCCAGGGCUCCUGACAUGAGCUACGAUAACAAGGGUUAUGGCAGCAGGGGCUACGACAGUGCGCGGCACAGCAAGGGCUACGACAGGCCCCACGACAACGAGUCCUACUCCGAGAACUGGCGCGACGGCAAGGGCAACUGGAAUCGCAUGGGCAUGGGGGGCGGCAAUCUUGACAGAAACCCCCCGGGGGGCUACGGCACGGACCCUGGGCGCGGCGGGAGCGCCCAGCACCUGGACAACUGGGAGGCGCGCCCCCCGAAGGGCUGCGGCAAGGACCCCGCGCGCGGCGGGGCCCCCCGGAGCCAGGACGGCUCGGAUGCCUUCCGCGCGAAGGGCCACGGCAAGAGCAAGGGCCCCGACGGGGGCCCGUUCCCCGCCAAGGGCUGCGGCAGGGGCCCCGCGCGCGGGGGCCCCAGGGGAGGCCUCGAGGGCCACGAGGCGCUCGCCCCCAUUGGCCGCGGCAAGGACGCGGGCCGCGGCAAGGGCAAGGACCCGGGGCGCGGCAAGGGCGCCAAGGGCCCCAGGGGCCCGGACGCCGAGGCGCCGGCGCGCGCCCGGAGGGCCCCGGGCGCCGCGCACGGCGUCCUCUGCAACCGCUACUCCUCCUGCCACGAGGCGGCGCAGCCCGCGCCCGAGGGCGUGGCCUUCUACGGCGCCCGGCCCUCGGUGGGCUCGUGGCUGAUGCCCGCGUGGAGGGCCGCCGGCCUGCGGCUGGGGCCGCUGCCAGAGGUGGUGCCGGGCGUCCACUGCUUCGUGCCCGGAGGGGCGGGGGAGCCCUCGCCAGAGGAGCUGGAGCAGGCGGAGCCGGAAGAGCAGGCGACCGAGGGCGAGGAUCAGGCGGCCGAGGAGCCUCCGCAGGCGGCCGAGGAGCCUCCGCAAGCGGCCGAGGAGCCCCAAGAAGCGGCCGAGGCGGUGGAGGACCCCCCACAGACGGCCGAGGAGCUUCCACAGGCGGCUGAAGACAAGGAACUGACAUUCCAUGCCGUGGUGGCCAGGGAUGGCACGACGAAACUGGGCAUCGACGUGGAGGCCACGGGAGGCCGUCUGAUCAUCGACCGCGUGCAGCCGGGCGGCCUGUUCGCCCAGUGGAACGACAAGAAUAGCCACAAGGGCGAGAUUGGUGUGGUCAAGGCUGGGGACAUCAUUCGCGAGGUGAACAAUAUCGCAGACAACGCAAAGGCCAUGAUUACAGCCAUGCAGAAAUCUCAGGUGAUUGCAGUCACCAUCACGCGUAGCG
Messenger RNA from Prorocentrum cordatum, 2512 nucleotides. The record is from the annotation of a GenBank genome assembly. Lineage: Eukaryota; Dinophyceae; Prorocentrales; Prorocentraceae.